Messenger RNA from Cyprinodon tularosa, 3148 nucleotides. It is a transcript of the gene foxo1a, whose product is annotated as forkhead box O1 a. Bases 328 to 2325 code for a protein of 665 amino acids. Lineage: Eukaryota; Metazoa; Chordata; Actinopteri; Cyprinodontiformes; Cyprinodontidae. The record is from RefSeq and is a predicted model, not a curated record. Gene Ontology annotation, cellular component: nucleus. Gene Ontology annotation, biological process: regulation of transcription by RNA polymerase II. The transcript is spliced from 3 exons. Gene Ontology annotation, molecular function: RNA polymerase II cis-regulatory region sequence-specific DNA binding; DNA-binding transcription factor activity, RNA polymerase II-specific.
ACAUGCUGUACAACAGAAUCAACAGGCUGUAGGGGACAGCAGACAGAACAUCACCACGACCGGACAACAUAAACAAAGCAGCGCUCCAGCAGAUCCGUCCCUGCAGCUCAACUUUGCCCCCCUAGAAAGAGCAGAGAGGGGCAGACUUUUCCAAAGUGUUUUAAAGCUUUUCACCGCUUUGGGAUGGGACUUCCAGGGAGGAAUAGGAGCCUUUUACGCUGAGACUUGUCUUGAGUUUCUCAACAUUUCAGAGACCAAUUAUUGACUUUACGCAGGAGGCGUGAGACUUCUAUGACAUUGUAAGAAACCCCUUCAUCUGUCGGCACCAUGGCGGAAGCGGCCCAGCAGCCACACCUGGUGGAGAUCGACCCGGAUUUCGAACCCCUUUCGCGGCCGCGGUCGUGCACUUGGCCCCUGCCCCGGCCGGAGUUCAUCAACCCGGGAGACUCCAACACUUCUUCGCCGGUCCCGUCCGUGAAACAGGAGCCCGGGGUGGGCCCCGCAGAGUUCAUCAACAACCUGAGUCGGCUGGAGGAGAACGAGGACUUCCCGGAGCAGAAGCCGGUCAUCCUCUGCAGCGACUUUCAGUGCCAGAAGAACUGCGUCCACCAGCAGACUCAACAUCACCAUCAGCAGCAGCAGCAGCAGCAGCAGCAGGCGAACCCGCAACUCCCGCAUCCACAGCAGCAGGUGCCUCUGCUCUCCACCCCGGUGGGCUCCUCACCUUCCGCGGCCGCAGCAGCUGCAGCCGCCGCGGCGCAGAGGAAGAGCAGCUCCUCUCGGCGGAACGCAUGGGGGAAUAUGUCAUAUGCAGACCUCAUUACCAAAGCUAUAGAAAGUUCUCCAGAAAACAGACUAACUCUGUCUCAGAUUUAUGACUGGAUGGUGAAGAGUGUGCCUUACUUCAAGGACAAGGGAGACAGCAACAGCUCUGCAGGCUGGAAGAACUCCAUUAGACACAAUCUGUCCCUGCACAGCCGCUUCAUCCGUGUCCAGAAUGAGGGGACGGGGAAGAGCUCCUGGUGGAUGCUGAACCCAGAAGGCGGGAAAAGUGGAAAGUCUCCACGACGCAGGGCGGCCUCCAUGGACAACAACAGCAAGUUCACAAAGAGCAGGGGAAGAGCAGCAAAGAAAAAGCUGGCCCUUCAGGGUGGUGCUGAUGGCGGCGCUGACAGCCCAGGCUCCUACUCCAAGUGGCCCGGCAGUCCAAACUCCCACAGUAACGACGACUACGAAGCCUGGAAUGGCUUCAGGCCUAGGACCAGCUCCAAUGCCAGCACCGUUAGUGGCCGACUUUCACCCUUUGUGCCUGAGGACGACCUGGGGGAAUCCGACGUGCACAUGGGCUACCCAGGAGCUCCGGGAUCGAAGAUGACAGCGACACUGCCCAGUCUCACCGAGAUGACUGGAUCUCUCGGACAUAGCUCUGAGAAUGUCAUGGAGAACCUCCUGGACAACCUGAACUUGCUAUCGCCCAACAACUCACAGGUUAGAGGGGGGGCGACAACUCCAGGCUCCUCCCAGUCCUCCCCCUCACCAAUGAUGCAGCCCAGCCCCAGUUACCCAGCCUACAGCUCCCCGAGCAUGGGCUCCCAGUCGCAGCAGGAGUUCCACGAGUGCGUCUAUGGCCAAGCUGGAAUGAACACAAUGUCAUCUAUGCCUCUGCAGACUUUGUCAGAGAGUAAACCUGGCUUUGUGCCCAGCAUGGGGCAGUACAGCUGUCCCGCCGGGCUGCUGAAGGAACUGCUGACGUCAGACACUGAUCAACACAGUGAGUUAAUGCCGUCAGUCGACACCGUGGUAUCUCAGUCCAGCAGUGGCUGCAUGCUGCCUUCAUACAGCAGCAGCCAGCAUGCAGCCAAACUCAUGGCAGGAGGGAACACUCACCCGCAUGGUCUUUCUCAUCCCCACCCUCACAACAUGCAUAACCAAGGGCAGGCUACAUCACCAGCUAUGAACGGCCGCCUGUUGAUGUCACUGAGCUACAAUGGGGGGAGCACACGUUUACCUGUGGCCAAAAGCCCCAUGCAGAUGCCUUAUGGCCUACCUGGGCACCUUAGUGGGGGAGGAAUGCCCAGCAGCUUCUGUCCUCUUAACACCAAUGGAUAUGGCCGAACAGGCAUGAUGGUACCCUCACACAUGGAGAAACUUCCCAGCGACCUGGAUGAUAUGUCCAUCGAAAAGUUUGAGAUUGACGUAGAAAGGGUGCUCCAUGAAACUCUAAUGGACGGAGACUCCCUGGACUUCAACUUUGAGCCAGUUGUGACCCAACAAGGUUUCCCACACGGAGUGAAGACCACCACACACAGCUGGGUGUCUGGGUAAAAAGCGAAGGCAAUCUGAGAUUGAUUCAUCUGACACAUUGCUGUUUGGGCAAAGAAAAAAAAUGAAAUUACAUGAGAAUAAAGGUCCUCAUCCCAAGAAAUCUGUGCCCCAGCAAGAUUCCUGCUUCAAGAUGAUAUUUAUAGGCUAAAUGACUUCUACAGACCUCUGUGCAUGAGUCAACUUUAGAACAGAGAUCAGGAUUGUUUUCAAGUGCCAAACAUUUUGCCUUAACAAGAGAGCCGAACUGAAACACAUCGAGUGGCUUGAAAAAUAUUAACACCUCUUUAUCUUUUUUAUAUAUUUUAUCAAAUUAAGAUCAAAUAAUUUAGUAUAUUUUACUGGGAUUUUAUGAGAAAACCAAAUAUAAGUGUGACUCUAAAAAAAUUGAAGGAUAAUAACCCUUGUUUAAGAUCUACCGGUACAUCAAUACAUUAACAUUAACUGCAAUUACAGCACUUUUAUGUCCUGUUAGGGUAGAUCAUUUUUCCCUAUUGCAAUUUGUUUAUGUAAUAUUGGAGAUGAAUAUUAGAUCAAUAAAAAUUUAUAAAUGUUUUUCCAUUUCUUUUUGGAAAUUAGCUUAAGCUCAGCCAGAUUGGACGAAACAACAACAAUUUUCAAGUGUUUCAACUGUCUCUCAAAUGGAUUUGGGUCUUUACAUUAUCUUGGCCUUUCUAACACUUAGAUAUUAUUUGAUUCCAUUCCAUCUGUUUUAGAAGAUUUAGGUUAAUGUUCCUGCAGCCAGCCUGAAGCCUUAUCUAGGCUCUAAACAGUAUUAUUUCCAUUGUUUCCCUGGAUUUCUCCACCAAAUCUCCCCAUAAUAUUC